Alosa alosa (allis shad) is the source of this 1563-nucleotide messenger RNA. RefSeq names its product tubulin, beta 4B class IVb (gene tubb4bb). Bases 88 to 1425 code for a protein of 445 amino acids. Gene Ontology annotation, cellular component: cytoplasm; microtubule. Gene Ontology annotation, biological process: microtubule cytoskeleton organization; mitotic cell cycle. Lineage: Eukaryota; Metazoa; Chordata; Actinopteri; Clupeiformes; Clupeidae. The record is from RefSeq and is a predicted model, not a curated record. The transcript is spliced from 4 exons. Gene Ontology annotation, molecular function: GTPase activity; GTP binding; structural constituent of cytoskeleton.
ACGUUCAUCUCAAAUUACAGUGUCAUUGUUCCGGUUUCGUCUGAAAGAAUCUCGUCCGCCAAAGUUACACGCUCACAAACUAUCAAAAUGAGGGAGAUUGUGCAUUUGCAAGCUGGACAGUGCGGAAAUCAGAUUGGUGCCAAGUUCUGGGAGGUGAUCAGUGAUGAGCAUGGUAUUGACCCAACUGGCAGUUACCAUGGCGACAGUGAUCUCCAGUUGGACAGGAUCAAUGUCUACUACAAUGAAGCCAGUGGUGGAAAGUAUGUUCCCCGUGCUGUGCUUGUGGACCUGGAACCUGGAACAAUGGACUCUGUAAGGUCUGGUCCAUUUGGCCAAAUCUUCAGACCAGAUAACUUCGUAUUCGGUCAAAGCGGUGCUGGCAACAACUGGGCUAAGGGCCAUUACACAGAAGGAGCAGAACUUGUGGACUCAGUUCUUGAUGUGGUCAGGAAGGAGGCCGAGAGCUGCGACUGCCUGCAGGGCUUCCAGCUCACACAUUCCCUGGGUGGUGGUACUGGCUCUGGCAUGGGUACCCUGCUCAUCAGCAAGAUCCGCGAGGAGUACCCCGACCGCAUCAUGAACACCUUCAGUGUGGUGCCUUCCCCCAAGGUGUCCGACACUGUGGUAGAGCCCUACAACGCCACACUGUCCGUUCACCAGUUGGUUGAAAACACAGACGAAACCUACUGUAUUGACAAUGAAGCACUAUACGAUAUCUGUUUCCGCACCCUUAAACUGACCACACCUACAUAUGGUGACCUCAACCACCUUGUCUCUGCAACCAUGAGUGGAGUCACCACUUGCCUGCGCUUCCCUGGUCAGCUUAAUGCAGAUCUCCGCAAACUCGCCGUCAACAUGGUGCCCUUCCCACGUCUGCACUUCUUCAUGCCUGGAUUCGCACCCCUUACAAGCAGAGGCAGCCAGCAGUACAGAGCCCUCACUGUACCAGAGCUCACCCAGCAGAUGUUCGAUGCCAAGAACAUGAUGGCUGCCUGUGACCCACGUCAUGGCCGCUACCUCACAGUGGCUGCAGUCUUCCGUGGACGCAUGUCCAUGAAAGAGGUGGAUGAGCAGAUGCUCAAUGUCCAGAACAAGAACAGCAGCUACUUCGUGGAAUGGAUCCCCAACAACGUGAAGACCGCCGUCUGUGACAUCCCACCCAGGGGACUCAAGAUGGCCGCCACCUUCAUCGGCAACAGCACAGCCAUCCAGGAGCUGUUCAAGCGCAUCUCCGAGCAGUUCACUGCCAUGUUCAGGCGCAAGGCUUUCUUGCAUUGGUACACAGGAGAGGGCAUGGAUGAGAUGGAAUUCACAGAAGCUGAGAGCAACAUGAAUGACCUGGUGUCCGAGUACCAGCAGUACCAGGACGCCACAGCUGAGGAGGAGGGCGAAUUUGAGGAGGAGGGAGAAGAGGAGCUUGCUUAAGUUGUCUUGUCAUUUUCCAUGUUUCCCUUAUUCCAUCUUUGUGUUUUUUUUCCUAAUUUCUAACUUCACGUUUUGUCACUGACUACCUUCCGGUGUACCACCUGUGUUAAUGUCAAUAAAAAAAAAAGAAAAUCCAAA